Trichoderma asperellum CBS 433.97 is the source of this 1756-nucleotide messenger RNA. RefSeq lists its product as uncharacterized. The record is from RefSeq and is a predicted model, not a curated record. Gene Ontology annotation, molecular function: monooxygenase activity; FAD binding. NCBI's taxonomy places the organism in Eukaryota, Fungi, Ascomycota, Sordariomycetes, Hypocreales, Hypocreaceae.
GCUAUCUUUAACAAUUAAACUUCGAUAAACACAAAGCUUUCAAAAUACUCCUGGGUAAGUAAAUGUCAAGUAUUAUGAAAUGUGUUUUAGGCUCCCUGGGCCGAGAAAAUACCACGUAACAGCAACAGAGCCGAGGAUGUCGCCACACUACUACUCCAACUGCUACCCCAGCAACAAGGUGUUAGCAUUAUAAGUAUGAAGUUAAAGGCAGUUUAAGAUACUGCAGUCAAGCUUUUCAGACUUCUUCCUCUCAGAACAUUCCAGACAAAUUAUCCGCAUUAAACAACAGCCGCUUACUACGGAUAUUGUUGAAGCCAUUUCAAUAGCUCUUACUAUGGUUCUUUGGACGCCAUAACGCCCCGGAAAAAUAAUAUACGCCCCAGAAGACUUAACCAUCAUGAAGGUCAUCAUUAUUGGGGCUGGUCUUGGUGGCCUUACCGCCGCUUACGCUUUGGCUAGAAGCGGACACAACGUGGAAGUCGUUGAGCGUAGCUCCAAGCUAAACCCUACCGGAGGCGGCAUCAGCAUCAGACCGAGCGCAAGCAAGGUCAUUCAAAGCUGGGGUCUUCAGCAGACCUUGGAGCAAAUCAGUGAUAGAUCGCCAUAUGUGAGCUAUCGCGAACUCAAUACAGGAGAGGUUCGAACCACCGUCGUCGACGCCCCUCAACAUGCCGACUGGGGGACCACCAGACGGGCCAUGGUCAAGCUGCUUUACAAGUAUGCAACCGAUGCUGGAGCGCGCGUUCGCUUCGGCGCGGCCGUGGCUCAAGUUUCUGACGAUGCGACGCGUGCUUCUGUGACGCUGGAAGGCGGAGAGCAAAUGUCAGCCGAUCUCAUCGUGGCAGCGGAUGGCAUCAAAUCACACACUCGCCGAAGCGUGCUAUCAGAUCUUGGCCCCCACGAGCAAUGGGAGCCCAUCGUCGACCACACCACAUUCUACGGCUUCAGCGUGGCGGCAACAGAUUUGGCCAGCGACCCAAGCUCGACGAAGCUGACGGAAAACACAAAUAUCAACACGUGGAAGGGCGAGGGCGGCUUUGUGGUGACUCGAUACAGCUCCAAGUUCAACCGCGUUGGGCUCCUGUUCGCCAUCCAGGGAGAAACCGACCAGAAGGGCCUCUGGGACGAGAACGGCGAUAUCGAGCAUGUGCGGCGAUUCUUUGCCUCGUCAUGCAGCGACAUGAUUAAGGCACUGAAACUCGCCGACGCCUGCGAUCGCUGGAGAGUUGCUGAGGUGCCGAACCUCCCUCGAUGGUCAAGCCAGGCUGGGCGAGUUGUGCUGUUGGGCGAUGCCGCUCACGCAAUGCAUCCCAACGCCGCCCAGGGGUACUCAACCAUCAUCGAGGAUAUCGGAGUUUUGCAGCUCCUCUUGUCUGGAUCUGCAGAAGCCACCGUGCCGGAGAUUGUGAAUGUCUGGCAGGCGAUUUGCAAGCCCAGAGCAGAACGAGUCAAGGAGUUCUCGCGAUGGAAUACCAAGCAUCUUUCUGGAAGAACUGCGAGUGCCAUUGGUGUUUCUCACGCAGACAGCGUGCUUGAUGGCAUUGUGCCAGAUGGAAAUGCAGAGUUCAGCAGCUUGGAAUUCUGGAAGUGGAAUGUCGAGUAUGAUGCUAUUGCUGAGGCGAAGAAAUAUCUUGAAAAGAAUAAGAGCCUCUCGAAAUUAUAAAUAUGAGAUAUGACGCAUCAGUUCUUUUGGCUUAUAAGAGGCACAUUGAGUACAUGUACAGUUGAGAUCAUGUAGGUUAGCACCUUGUAUGGC